Molecule: messenger RNA, 1470 nt
Organism: Chenopodium quinoa (quinoa)
Lineage: Eukaryota; Viridiplantae; Streptophyta; Magnoliopsida; Caryophyllales; Amaranthaceae
Product: putative F-box protein At1g49610
Exons: 3
Coding region: 1-1470 (489 amino acids)
Source: RefSeq, a predicted model, not a curated record
AUGUCAAAUGUCGAUUAUAAAUGGUUGAACACCUUACCUGAUACAAUCCUUGCUCGGAUUAUAUCUUUUUUGCCGACUCGCGACGCCAUUAAAACUGUCCAGCUUCGUACGUUUGCUAAUCUAUGGACUACAAUCGAUUUACUAGAUUUUGACGAUCAUCCCUUCCAUGAAGAAAGUACUAGAGACGAAGGCUAUGUCACUUUAAAGUUCAUUCGCUUUGUUAGAUAUUGUAUUAUGCUACAUAAGUGUGUUAAAAUUCGAAAAUUCAGGGUGAGUUUCAAGUACUCGCUAAAAUAUUUGAGUGCAAGAUACUCUAUUGUAUACCAUGAGUGCAUGGAUUAUAAACUAGUUAGCGAAGUUGAAAUGUGGGUCAAAUUCGCCUUAACUAGAGGGGUUGAAGUGCUUGAUUUGAAUUUCGGGGUAUUACGACAAGUGGAAGGGAAGUUUAAGAUUCCUGAUUUUGUUUGGGCUAGUGAAUCUCUUGCUGAACUAAGACUGUUAAACUGUAAAGUAAAACCUCCCAAUAAGGUUUGCACGAGUUUACUAAAGAUUUUGACACUUAAUAAGGUAAGCAUCAACAAAGAGUCGCUUUGUUUGGUUAUAGGUUGUUGUCCUUUGCUUCAAGAUUUGGGAAUAACUGACUGUAAUGAGCUGAGUGAGUUGAGUUUUACUGCUCCUAACAUUAGAAAUCUACGAGUUUGUAUGAAUUAUAGGCACUGGAAGCUAACUGUUAACUGUCCAAAUGUAAGGUCAUUUUGCUUUUCAGGAUGUGUGGAGUUUAUAGAAUUGAUCAACCUUUUUUCGGUGAAGAAGGUAUCCUUUGAUCACAAGUUAGACCUAAUAGUAAAAUUCUUUUGGUACAAAGGUCUUCGUCAAUUUAAAAGAUUUUUGGAACAAGUUCAACAUGCUGAAAUUUUGAUGCUUGGCAGUGUGCCAUUUACAGUGCUAACUUACCGUGUGCUGGAAAAUCAUCCGUGUCCACGGAACAAGUGGAAACGUGUCGUACUACACACAUGGUUGAGUAGGGCCUUUAUCGAAGAAGUUAGUAGUUUACUAAGAUACUCACCAUGGCUUGAAGAACUAAUAAUCUACAUCAUUAACAUCAGUGAUCCAUCGGGGUAUCCACCGAAGUGUGUUGAACUGGUCGAGCUUGAGAAUGGUGAUUACAGACCAUAUGAAGAGGACAAGUGGAGUUUUCAGUGCUUGAAUCAAUGUUUGAAUAAUGUUACCAUGAAUGGUUUGCUCCGGAGUUCAUGUGAUGCACAGAUUGACCUUGCUAGAAUUAUUCUCAAAAACGCGUUAGUUUUGGAUAAGCUAACCAUUUUUGCAGAUUGUAAUGCUCAAUCUCAAGAAGCAAUUGGAUUUACAGGCAGAGAAUUGUUUGAAAUUUCAAAGAAGUUGCAAGCUUUCCAAAGGGUCUCAAAGCAUGCAUCGGUUAACCUUUUGUAUUCAGACACUGCAAAAGCCUAA